This is a messenger RNA of Callorhinchus milii (elephant shark), 4600 nucleotides long. It is a transcript of the gene vash2, whose product is annotated as vasohibin 2. Gene Ontology annotation, cellular component: cytoplasm. Gene Ontology annotation, biological process: regulation of angiogenesis. NCBI's taxonomy places the organism in Eukaryota, Metazoa, Chordata, Chondrichthyes, Chimaeriformes, Callorhinchidae. The record is from RefSeq and is a predicted model, not a curated record. The coding region runs from base 74 to 985 and encodes 303 amino acids. The transcript has 7 exons.
GGAGGAGGAGGAGGAGAGGGAGAGGGCGAGGGACGGGCGGGUCCUCUUCUACGUGAACAGGAGCGGUCUCCCGAUGGACGAGCGGACUUGGCGGAGGAUGUGGGCUCAUGUGGAGCAGCUCCAGCCCGAGGGGCGGCGACUGGAGGACACCAUCCGGAACGGCCCGUUAAUACCCCGACCUCCAAUUCCACCAUUGCCAAAAUACAAGGUGUCUAUGUCGAUUCCAGAAUGGCUGCAGACAAUACAGAACUACAUGAGGCUCCUACACUUGAUAAAUGACAGAUACAAUCACACUGGAACUCAGUUCUUUGAGAUUAAGAAAAACCGACCUCUAAGUUCGUUGAUGGACACAGCCCGAGAAAUGACUCGCGAAUCCUUGCCUAUAAAAUGCCUUGAAGCUGUGAUUCUCGGAAUCUACCUUACUAAUGGACUCAUCGGUACAGAACGCUUCCCUAUCAGCUUUAAAACCCAGUUCUCAGGGAACUACUUUCACCACGUGGUCCUCGGUGUGUGUUUCAAUGGUCGCUAUGGCACACUAGGGAUGAGCAGGAGAGAAGCCUUGAUGGACAAGCCCUUGGUCUUUCGAACUCUGAGCGACCUGAUUUUUGAAUUUGAGGAGUGUUACAACAAUUACUUCCACAGUUUGAAGAAGGUGAAGAUUGGUCAGUAUGUCACACAUGACUCGCACAGUUUUCAGCAGAUUGAAUGGAAGCAUUUGGUUCUUACCACAAGCAGGACAACCAGGGAAGAGCAGAGGAAGGAGCUGGAAAAACAUUCUCGAGAGAUGAGAAUGAAGAUUCUAAAAACCUCAAGUGCCCACUCUCCGGUUAAAGAGCGUCAGAGGGGGAAAUCCCUGUCACCUCGACGAGGCCAGUUGAGCCCUCAGAGAAGAUUGAACCGAAGAGAUAAAUCACCUGCAAUAACAGAGCGUAAACCACGAGAACUCAGCAUGCUGAAUGACGUUGGAUACCAAAUCCGCAUCUAAAGAAGCCAUGGAGCGAAAGCUUUUACUUUUUUCACUCUCUUCAAAUGGUGCUCUCCCUCGCACUUUACCCUCGAAUCGUGUGUUUUAAUGGAUCGUCGUACUGUUUACGAAAAUUUUUACAGAAUUUUGUUCGGACUGCGGAACCAGAAGGUCAAAAAAAAAAACCCCAGAGAGAUCGAUGAUGCGCUUAUUUAAAAUAUAUCUGGUGUGCACAAAUUAUGUUUCCCUAGUUGUAGCACUGUGAUUAGUCCCACUGUAGGUUUGCAAGUUUCCCAGGGACGUUGUUGAUGUGACCACCUUUGCUGGAUUGACAAAUUUGCUAUUUGACUGAUUAUCAGAAUAGGUCACUUUCUCAACACUGGAACGGUGGUUCAUACGGGGGAGUCUGUAAAUAAGAUUGUGAGUAAUUGUAAUGACAAGCUUAUAAGCGACAGGGCAUUGCUUUGGGAGAAGGUUUACCUUUACCUAUUGGAAUUAGCCAAUGGAAGUGAAAACACUACCGAUGUCUUGUGUAGUGUGAAGAUGUACUUCAAGUCAUUUUACUACAAUUUGGGUUUAGAUGAAGGUGGUGAAUAUCACGAUUCAGAAUAUCACUUGGCUGAUGAUUCAAUGGGUAAAAUGCGUGGCACUGAGCAAUAAGAAGAUGUCAAGUGCGAUCCUUGGUCUGCGUUGGUUGAUCUGAACUGAGAUGGCUUGUGUAUGGGAUAGGGAUAGGGGCUUAGAAAGUCGGUCAGCAUUUUUGCUCCUGAUCGCUGUUCAGUGAUCCUCGCUGCAAAUAGCAAAUGUAUAGAUAUUGCGUGAGAGGCAAACAUGCUUUUGCCUAUGCUGUCCUCACAGGUCCAAUUGUCUGGGCACUUGGGUGUGGUAAACUGGAAGAUUGCUGCUGCUGCUGCUUCUUGUUGAACUGUAGGCUAGUAAGAGAGUAAAAGAGGUUGGGGCGGGUGGGGGGUAUAUGGUGGAGGAACAAAUUUAAUUGAGAUCCACACUUGUUGAUUUUCUUUCGAAUAAUGCGUAUGACUGAAUAUCAAGCCGAUUUCAUGCCUACUGGAGAAACACGGUGAGUGGGGCAAUCGGACAGGAGUAAAAUGUUUUACUGCUUUUGAUCCGACGUUUCAGUAUUAGCUUUUGUGAAGUGGACGAGUGUGUCGAGAUUGAGAGAAUUGUUACAGCUUCAGUAAUUGUAAAUCCAAAGUGACGUUGAGUGUCGCAGGAGUCGAAGGAUUUGUAAAUAUUGAAACCUAUGAGGCUGAACAGCCAGUACACCACUCAAGGCUAAGGAGAAAAUUGUUAGCAUAGUUCCCUUGGGUUAGGAUGAUGCACAUUCGGGUUACCCUGGGAAUUAAUGUUCGCAAAGUCUUUGUGAAGCCCGUUCCGAUUAUAGUAUGCUUUUGACCCUGAAGAGUACAAAAUGUCUUUGAAUGCUGUGUACAUUCUGAGGAGCCCAGAGCGGAGAGUUUGUGUUUCUAGUCCUUCAAAAAUGACACGGAUGCAAUUGCGAAAGGGAAAACUAGAUGAAACUGUCAACAAAGCUGGAGCAAAAAUGAAGAUCGAGGACGCAAAUGGUUCACGGGCCUUUAUGAUUAGUAACAGUGGGCUCUAAUUUGAGGUACUUGCAAAUUAGAUUUGUGGGGUUAAUCGAAACUAACAAAUCGCAAAUCCCAACUCGAUGAAAUUCCAAACAAAAGGACCGCAAGUAAAAUGUUGCGUUCGGUAAUGUCGCAAACCAGAGUCACAAUAUGGUUUUGAUGGUUUUACAUUUUAGACCCAAUUUACAAAGGGUGAAAAAAAUACUCCAUCUACUACACAGAUACUGAACACAGCAAAUCCCUCUUCUCUAGUAUCUCCAACGCCUCCCUCCACAAGCCCAAUUCCUGAACACAACUGGAAUACAAGUGCAAAACCAUCCAGCUCUUAAUAUUUUUGACUAUCCAUUACUUAGCAACUGAAUUGUGCUCUUAAUUCUUUCAGUAUUAUUGGACCUUGUUGUUCCUUUUGAUUUUAGUUGCUCCUAAACUAAGUGCAAGUGAGGGAAAACUAUUGUAUCAUAUCACUGAUGGGGCAACCCUUACACAUGUUACUGGAACCCAGAUGUGUGUAUUUUUCUGAUAGUAACUGACUAUCAAAUAUCCACCCCCCCCACCCACACACACACGAAAAAAUCUCCGCUGUCUGUGUAAAAUAAAUGCAAUUUGUGCAAUUUUAAAUUGCUUAAGUGAAUGUUGCUGAGUCCCUAACCCUUUUAAAGUGAUUGGUUAUCCUUGUAAUUUCACAUAUUCUGCUUAUUACUAUCUCUACCUUAUAUUGCGAAAUGCUUGAUCCAAUAUCAAUACUUUGCACCUCCAAUUCAGUGAUUCACAAUUAAUCUCUCCCUUCCCGUUCACUACACGUGUUCAUUCACUAUCUGAUCGCUCACUCUCACUCUGUCCAGCACCUCACGUUACCUUUUAAUUCUGCUUUUCCUGGGGUGAAUUUUGGAGUGAUUCGUAAUGCAUUCGAUGUCUACGUUGAAUACAUUAUGAAACAUCACUAAUUUGUUCGCCAUGCGUAACUUCCUUGGUGAGCGACAACUUCAAAGUCUCUCUCAAAAAUGAUAUCUUCACUCUGUCAUGUCAUCAAAAAUAGUUAUUCUCCAGAUAUUCCUGCAUCACGUGUUCAGUCACCUUUUGGAAUUUGGCAUUUUGCAUUAAACUGCGUAGAUGCCAAUGCUUAGAAUUGGGAGUCUAAGGUGACUUGCUCUAAAUAUAAAUUAAGAUGCUAUCAAACUACUCCAGAGUGCUAAAUUGAGGGAUUUCUGUGUUUUAAGUAAAAUUGACAUGAGCAAUUUUGCGGAUGGAAUCUACUCAAGUAGUUCCAGUGUUAUCUGCAUGUGCCAAUAACUAACUGGUCUCUAACUUGAAAAUACUGUUGUUUACUAACUGCAUGCGUUUCUCUUGAUGCUGUCCUUUAACCGAACACUAGAACUUGCCUUCAAAAAAGAAACAAAAGUACUAAAAAUAAUUCAAAAUAAGGGGGUGGUCUAUUUUAUGUACUGAUAUUUUGACUUACGAUUUGGACACGUGUACAGUUUAAGAUCAAGGGUCGUCCUGCAGGAAGUGAUAUUUGAAUGUUGUAUUUUAUUUCAUGUUUGACAAUUUUCGGAGCUUCCGCUAUUUAUGUAUUUACCUGAUGUGUGUGUUUUUAGAAGCAUGUUGCUCUACACUGUUCCAAGACUGCAAUAGUGAGCAACGUUACUGUACUGGACAGUCCCAGCAUCAUGCACUGCGACUGAGAUUAAAAUGUGAAAAUAGACUUUGAUGCACAAGAUCUACAAAGAUUUUUUUUCUCUCUCUCUCUGCGAUUUUUGAACCCGGGGAACAUUUUUCGUGAUGCAACUUGAAACUUCUUGUGUGAAGCCUUCGAUUUCCGACUUCGCAAGUGGAUUUUUAAACAGUGUGACUGGUUCCCGAACUUGUUGAAAACUUUCUAUUUAUUACGUUUCAGAGUUGGGAUUUUGAUGCCUAAAGCAAUAGAUGUAGCCCACAGAGCCAUUAGAUUGCAUGUCAGGAGAAAAGUGUACUUUUUUUUUUAAAGAACACGCAUGAGAUGUUUCAAUAAAGUCUUCAAACUGCUUCUUUA